Messenger RNA from Sipha flava (yellow sugarcane aphid), 1131 nucleotides. RefSeq lists its product as uncharacterized. The coding region runs from base 1 to 1074 and encodes 357 amino acids. Lineage: Eukaryota; Metazoa; Arthropoda; Insecta; Hemiptera; Aphididae. The transcript is spliced from 4 exons. The record is from RefSeq and is a predicted model, not a curated record.
AUGUUCUCGGGUUUCGAUAAACGUAAAGUGAUUGAAACUGCUGGACAACAUAAUCACGAUAAAAAUUCUAUUGAGAAAAUAGAAACGCAAGUUUUAAGAGAAAAUUGCAAAAGAAAAGCUGAAGAAUCAAUUUACACACGGCCACUUAAAAUUAUUCGCACCGAACUUUUAAAUUCUUCUCCAACAUCAAAUUUAAACAAUCAAAAUGUAAGAAAUGUACGGAAAGCAAUGUAUGAUAAACGGAAGCAGACCUAUCCUAAAUUACCAACUUCUUUGGAUGAAACAAUUCAUCAAUUAAGUGACUUAAAAAAUGAAGAAUGUUUUAAAUAUAAGGGUCAACAAUUCAUUUACAUGCCGACUGAUGAUAAUUUUUUUUUAAAUAAUUUAUGUUUGAAAUUAUGCGAAAAAAGUUUGCAAAUUAACACAUUUCAUGUUGAUUUUGAAAUUGGAGCUCAUCAGGCAAUUACAGACGUGUUUGGAAAUAUUAAAAUAAUUGGAUGUAGAUUUCAUUUAGGACAAUCAUGGUGGAAAAAAAUUGUUGGCGAACCUUCACUCAGAAUAGCAUACAUGGACAACAGUAAUGAACUAGGGAAAUGGUUGAAAAUGUUUUUUGGUUUGGCGUUUAUUUCCCCAGAAGAAGUAGUUGAUGCAUUUCACGAGUUAAUAUCAAUUUGUCCAAAUGAUGACGGUUUCAUAUUUUCUGAUUACAUUAUACACAACUAUAUUGAAGAUCACUGCCAGUUUCCUCCAAAUAUUUGGGCGGAAACUCCUUCGCUAAACCCAAGAACGACCAAUGCAGCUGAAAGCUUUCAUCGCACGUACAAUUCACAGUUUUAUUCACCUCACCCCCAUGUUCAUACAGUCGUUAGGGUAUUGAUCGAAACACAAGCGGAAACAUCGACUAAGAUCAAUUCAAUUCGACACAAGCCUGGAAAAUUACAAUCCGCAAAAGAAAUAAAAAAAAAUGAAUUGAAUAUUCAAGCCUACAGCCAGUUUUUAAAUCGUAAGAAUACGGAAUCUUUAUUAAUUUAUUUAAGUCAAAUUGGAAGCAGAUACCAAGGUGUAUCAAUUUAAUUUAUUAUUAUCAAAAAAUCUAGCUAGGUAUAUUAUACUGUAUUAUAAUAUGAAUGU